UCCACCGCAACAUGAACCCACAUUCACGCUGUCUGAGCCUGGACUGGUAGGUGGCACAAGUGCGUCCGAGCCGAGCCAAAGCCCACAAAGUGGAAAACCGUGAGAUCGCUUUUCGGUAGUGGGAGGUGUCGUCUGGAGUUUAAAAAGAAAAUUUAUCGAAUAAUUCAAAGAUUUCUUAACUCUACCCUGUGUAACUGUAUAUUAUUGUGUUCCUCGAUCGCUCUGGAAGCGGAAGCUUAGUCGAGUGUGUGAAAAAACGUGCCAUCAAACAGAUAUCUACGCAAAACCAAAAUUUAGCCUUGAAAGAAGCAACAACUGCGAAGGAGUGAAAAGUCUGGGUCUUGUUUGUGCGAAUACAAAAUCCUACCCCACCCCAUAACGUAGCUUGCACGGGAUGAUGUUCCUGACAAAGAAGGAGUGGAAAAAUCUAGCCCGAAAGCUGCGCUUCUCCCCGAGACGUCGCUACUAUGUCAUCACGGCAAUUGCCCUCACUGUGGUCUUCGUACUCGUGUACUGCAGCAUAACAUCGUCCUAUUACUGCUUCGACACUGGGGUCGAAUGGAAGGUGACCAAAUUUUGCCAGCGGCAGAGCCUCUCCGGAAGCAUGUGUCCAGAAUUUUGCAGUCGCAGCGGCGUUUUCUGGGACCUUCGCUGCCCUCAACCAAGCCUUGAGAUUCAUCAUCCUAACCGGUUCCAGGUCAAAAGGCAGGACACUCCCCUAACUGUGAUUCAAGCAGUGCCCAAUGAAAACUAUGAGAAGCUAUUCUGGGUGGACAGCUACUACCACAAGGAACACUAUCCCACGGAGAUUGAGUACGAGAAUAUUGUCAAGCGGUACAUAUCGAAUAAGUACAACCUGCAAGUGCCCUACGAAAAAAUCCGCACCUUGAUGCGACUGACCCAUAAGGAGAACUUACCGAUGUUCCAUCACAGCAUGCGGGACAGCUGGAACCUGAUUCAGAAUCACGAGUUCGUGAUGGCAGUUAUGUUCAACGAGAACGAUCUUUUCCCGUACGUGGAAGGAAAUUGCGCAGAGAUGUUUGCCUCGGAGAAGUUGAACGCGGUAGAGUUCGAUGAGAACCGAUCGUACUUUGGGAAUCACAUUGCACUGGACCGCUGGCGGUACCACAUCAAAAUGGCCGUGCUGAUUCUGGAUUAUAUGGAUGAGUUGGACCAACAUGGAAUUCAAAUGUGCCACGUUGAUUUGAACCGGUUUGGGAUUAACAACAAUCGAUUAAAAUACGAUGACCUGAGGUUCGUCUUCACCGAGUAUACAAUCAAUAGGAAGAUUUCAAGCGGAAGUUAUUGCACGCGCGAUGAGCAUUGCAAUUUUAUGCACUGUAAAUCUGAGUGCAACGUGGAAAAAAGUCGAUGCGAGUCUCCGGUGAAGAACAAUAACGUGCAGAUUGUUUGUGAUAAGAUAUUCCUUGGAUCGAAACGCUAUCCUGGUAUUCUGAUAACGCAAAAGACACCAGAUCGGCUGCAUAUGCUGCUGGAGCGUUGCGCGAAUCCAACCCAGGACCGGGAUACAUCUCGAUCGCGUCCGCUGGGAACGUCCGAUGAGCUAAGAAAACAGUUGUACAACGAACUAACCAGUAUUUACGAAAAGCUGGCGUUGAUCAAUGCUCCAUAAUUUGGAUGUUUGUUUGUCAUGUUGUCUGUCGAUUGAUGUUCGUUUGUAUGAGCGAUGUGAGGUUCACUUUUUCGAACCACGGACAGCUUUUAUAGUGUUGUUGUAGGUGUACAAAAGCAGAAAGAGAUGGUGAUGAUCAACGCUAAUGAAACUUUUUAAAGGUUUCGGAUCUGAACUCGGUAUUAUUUUUGUAGGCUUGUAGUGUAAAAUGCGGUAAGCAAAAGUCUUGUCGUAAUGUAGGUAAGAUUCGAGGUUAAAUCCAAAUUUGCCAAUAACACAAUCACUUGAAAUUUUGAAAGUUCAACAACUUUUUGUCUGGUAGAAAUCAAAUUUAAUAGAAAAACCAUCAAGACCAAACUGGAACUAUAGACACGAAGGAAUAGCAUUUAGUAAUUGUAACAAUUUUUACUGCUAACAAUAAACUGGAAUUGAAGUGCAAA
Armigeres subalbatus is the source of this 2073-nucleotide messenger RNA. It is a transcript of the gene aln, whose product is annotated as divergent protein kinase domain 1C. The record is from RefSeq and is a predicted model, not a curated record. Bases 395 to 1633 code for a protein of 412 amino acids. The transcript is spliced from 4 exons. Lineage: Eukaryota; Metazoa; Arthropoda; Insecta; Diptera; Culicidae.